AUGGAGUCGCGUGUGCGAGCAGCAGCGCCGACAUCCACAGCGUUCUAUGGGCGAUUGAUCCCGCAAACAACCGACGAGGAGGAGGUGGCGACGGCUCUGGCAGCUCUAAAAGUUCCAAGUGACGGCGUAUUGCCGCCUACGACGCGUAAUCGCGCCGUGUCCUCUGCCCGAACGCUGCGCAAUGCUGUUCUUCAGGAGUCGCGCUUCUAUCGCGUCCUGUACGAGUCCAAACUGUACGCAAUCGACUUUGGCGGCGAUAAGGCCUCGGAUCUCGACGAAAUGCGCCUCCGCGCGCCGUCGCUGGCCGAAAGCGAUUACAAGGUCGUGAGGAUCCAGGAACUGACCAAACUAGGCAGCGGACGGACGUCGUCGGCCAGGAGCAGACAGCAGAUGAUGCAGCAAGACCGCAACGCUUACAGUGUGAUGAAGAUGCCGGAAGAAGUGGUGGCCAGUAGCGGGCGGUUGCAAUGUCUGGUCGGAUCAUCGAACGCCCCCACUUGGUUCAUUCGCCUGGCGCACGUGGAGAACGCGUUUAUGAUGUUGUCGACUAAAGAGACGAGCAAGACGGCGGAGACGGGCGUUGCCACUGAAAAGCAGUUCUUAGAGCCACUCCCGGAGGACGAGCAGGCCAUCGUGAACAAGGGCAGGUUCUACUAUCGAGUAAUGGUGCCGAUUGAGCUGCGCAAAGCCCCAGAUCUUCUGGCCCCCGUGAUCUCUCGACAUGUUUUCAAGAACGCAGAGGAGAUUAUCGAGUGCCACGAAACCUAUCGCUGUCCGCAGAGUGGCGUGACGUUUGUGAAGCUCGCGUACGAGGACGGAUGGCUCUUUGAGACGCUGAAUUCCGGCAUUAAAGUGCUGGAGCGACUGGCAACAGAGCCCGACAUUCAGUACGGCCAUUUCUUCUUCGUGGUGAAGAUCCCAGUGGGUAUUCGAGUAGCGCCGCAUAUUAUGGCUCAGCGGUCGGGAAAAGGCUUCAAGUUGCACUCAAUUGUCGAGGCCUCGCAGCGAUUCACUCCACCGGGCAGUAAAAUCACGUAUGUACGUGUGUGUAAGGACAAGAACUCGCGUUGUGGCUGCUCAAGAAGCCACGCCGGCAGUGCAUCAAGUCCCAAGUCCAUGGCGCGUGAGAUUGGAGGCGAGUCUCCUUCCAAGGACAAGGCUUUUGCGACGUUGGCUGCACCGUCGUCUUGUCACGGCGGUUGGAUCUUUGAGACGACAAUGGACGGACAGGUGGUGCUGGAACCGAUGGCUGAGCCCAAAGUGCGACAGGUCGAGCGACUGUUUUAUCGCGUCCUAGACGACGUGGAUGUGCUCCCGACACCUGCAGGCGGGAAGAGGAGCGCAGUCUCUAGUCCAUCAUCAGCCCCCUGCAGUCCUCCAAGCAGACGGAAACGUCUGAAAGGGACGCUAAUUGAGUGCAGCGAGAGACUUGUACCCACUGUACCUCCAGCUCUCGCUGACGCCGGUGAACCUGAUCUCCCGGAUAUAGGCUUUGUGAAGCUACGACACGAUGUGGGGUGGAUAUGCGAGCGGCAAUUGCAUUCUCCUUACAAAUUGCUACUCGAACAGGUUCAGGGAUAUGCCGUCACACGCGACAUGCCCAAGUUCUAUCGCGUGCUAGUGCCAGUGUAUCUACGCUCAGCCCCGGAUUUCGAGUGCCCAAGACUGCCCGGUGUGGCUCCAAUGACAGCUGGUACCGUGUUUGAGAGCAGUCUGCAGUACACACCGCCAGGCAGCAGGAUCACGUAUAUCAAGGUGGCUAGCACCUCGCAUCCGACGGCAAAUAGUGCGUGCAAUGGCUGGCUGUUCGAUCAAACUCCCAGUGGAGACCAAGUGCUAGAAGCUGUGGAUGAAGACCCGGAGAAGAAGAAUGGCAAGUUCUUCUUCCGCGUAAUCUGCGAGAAGAAAGAAGUGCUUUUAUCUCCAGAGAAGACGAGCGAGAUCGUGCGGUAUCUGUUCGCCAGCACCAUCUUCUCGGCUGAAAUGGAGUACACGCUACCUCGGACACAGGAGACGUAUGUGCGCCUCACGAAGGAGAAAGGGUGGGUUGCUCUUGACCCUCCACGACCACGAACCGGCAGUUUUUCGAGUCGCUCGUCCAGUCGCAACGUGUUCAAUCUUCCGAAUCUGAGUGAGACGGAAGAUGGGCCCCCACGGACGCUCGUGCGGAUAUCAGAGGAGCUGUAUAACCUCUACGCGAUGCCGCCGAGCUGGGUCAGUAUUGGCCAUCCGAACCGCACGUGGUUCAAGGUGCCGGACGAGAGUUGCAGGUCGAUCCUAGCGGAGGAGACGAUCCUGCAGAUGUCGGUGUUUGAGUCGCGCAACAUCUUGGCCUCGAGCUCUCAAGGGCGUGAAGGUGUGCCGCUCUCACGGAAAGGAACUCUCAGUCUGGACGACGGCAACACGGUGUGGAACUGCACGCUGGAGGAGAUCAAACAUCCAGCCAGCGCGCUGCUGUUCACGUUCCCGUGGAAACAAGUGUGGUGGAUCUUUGAGCUGGAGGGGUCGGAGGAACGGCAUUGUGUGGAGCUGCAACACGGACUACGCGGUGGGUUCCGCUCCAUUCUACUGGACGGGGAGCCCCUACUGCAGAACCGCAGUGUGUCCGACAUGUUGUGGGACUCUGGCAGCGAGUUCACCUUCACGUGGAACGACCACACGUUCAAGGUGCUUAUCACACUCGAAGGCGCCUUCUUUUCGCAGUAUUUGCAGUUUUACAGCUACACUCUGGUAGUGGACGAGGAGAACGUCGUGCCUUUAGAUCAGUAG
Phytophthora infestans T30-4 is the source of this 2769-nucleotide messenger RNA. RefSeq lists its product as uncharacterized. The transcript is spliced from 3 exons. The record is from RefSeq and is a predicted model, not a curated record. The coding region runs from base 1 to 2769 and encodes 922 amino acids. Lineage: Eukaryota; Oomycota; Peronosporomycetes; Peronosporales; Peronosporaceae.